This is a messenger RNA of Mizuhopecten yessoensis (Yesso scallop), 2659 nucleotides long. RefSeq lists its product as uncharacterized. The transcript is spliced from 11 exons. NCBI's taxonomy places the organism in Eukaryota, Metazoa, Mollusca, Bivalvia, Pectinida, Pectinidae. The coding region runs from base 269 to 2659 and encodes 796 amino acids. The record is from RefSeq and is a predicted model, not a curated record.
CAUUCCAGUUGCAGACGCAGCAGAAAAUCUUGAAAUUGAUGGCAAUACAACGUUGAACGAAGGUGACAGAUAUGUGGUAAACUGUACUGGGGAUCUGGCUCCGCCAUCAUGUACACUCGACCUGUUUACUAGAACCGCAACUGCCACGUCAUUUACCAAUUCUUCGGUAAAUCCCCUUGUAACUAGUGGUGAUGUUACCAAGUCCUGCUACCUCCAAACAACAAAGACUUAUACUUUAAUAGCCAACAGGACUGAUAACGGCACAGAGAUGCGGUGUGAGGCAGUUAACUCUUCCCCGGGCUCACGAACGACAUCAAGUUCUCGAAUGGUUCUUGUGAAACUUGCUGAAAUACAACUCGACAGCUCGCUAGCAUCUUCUCAUGCUAAUCUACUCAUUGCUUGCAACGUUCAACAUGCACCAAAUACCUGGAAUGAGAUUAAACUAAUGUCUUCUGACAUCAGUACUGGUAUUGUCGCUGUUGGUUAUGUCAACGGAACAACACAAAAGGACAACAACUCGUACCAACUGACCUUUCAACCUUCAAGUAGUAACGUAGCAAUAAGUCUUCAAUUUCCAAACACAACGAAACAUUGUUUUGGGAGGAGGAACUACACUUGUUCACUCUAUGACAACGGCAACAUCAUUGUGGAUGCAGCGAAAUAUGUCUCCAUUCCAGUUGUAGAUACAGCAGUCAACGUUAAAAUUGAAGGCAACACCACUUUGAAUAAAGGUGACACGUAUGUAGUGAACUGUACUGGGGAUCUGGCACCGCCGUCAAGUACACUAGACCUGUACACUAGAACUGCGAACGCCGCGUCAUUUACAAAGUCAUCUGUAAAACCAAUAGUUACCAUUGAUGGUAUUUCCGAGUCGUGCUACGUCCAAUCGACAAAGAGCUACUUUUUUAUCGCUGAUAUAACUGAUAAUGGCACGGAGUUGAGGUGUGAAGCGCUAAAUUCUUCGAGUGGAUUAACAUCGAUGUCUAAAGGACAGUUAAUUAUUGUACGAGUUGCUGAAAUGGAAAUGAAUGAUUCUAUCACAACACCUGAAGAGGAGAUCACCAUUAGCUGUAAUGUACGGUACGCACCGUCCGGAUGGGAUAACUUCAGUAUAGUAUCAGUGAACAAUGAUGACAUCCACGUGACAGCCUUUUCAAACGGAACUUUUCAACAGGGCAACAGUUCUUAUACAGCUAGACUUCAACAAAGUAUUCCAUAUAUGAUACUAAGCGUGCUGUUUCCUAAUACCACGACACACUGUUACGCUAGGGGGAGUUACGUGUGUACAUUGAUAGACAACGGAAUCAUCGUCAUCAAUAAUACAGCAACAGUCAUAAUUGCAGAUAUCGCCAGCAACCUAACACUAAACGGAAUCAGCACAGUUAAUGAGGGUGACAGGUACGAGAUGAGCUGUUCUGGUAGAGUAGCUACAGAAGGCGGGGAACUCCACCUCCAUACACGAUCUGUUAAUACUUCCGACUUUGUCAGGACCACAGAAGUUCCCAUAGUUACCGUUGGUGAAAAUAAUGACUUAUGCUACCAACUCAUAACUAAAACUUACAAUUUUAUCGCUGAGAAUGUCCAGAAUGGAACAGGUUUCUCUUGCGUGGCCACUAAUGCAAAACUAUCAUCCUACCAAAGUACCAGUUCAAUCGACAUGGUAGUGGAUUUUGCAGAUUUCAGCGCAAAAUUUCAUUUAAAAAAUACUGCAUGGAUCCCUGCCUACGGUGACAAAAACAGUCCUGAAUUCAAGAGCGUUGCAGAGAAAAUUGAAAAUGACACUGACUAUGUGUACGAGAGAAGCCCUAUCAAGGAUAACUACAAGAGAAGCAAAGUCACUGAACUCAAUUUUUACAGAAUAGGAACUGUAAACGUCGUCAUCGUGAUGUUUAUAGAGAUACAAGUGACAAUCACCGAUAGUUCAAACAACGUCAUCACAACAAAACUGACCGCCACCGACAUCCUGACUGCAUUUGUGAACACUCUUCCCCAGGUUGUCAACGACCUUACCAACAGUGACCUUAAAAACGUAGACGAAAACAGCAUCGUCGGCGAAGUUACUGCUCCUGACGUUAACUAUGAAUGCAGCAAUACGAAGACUGACGUUAUAUUCCUCUUGGACGCCUCAGGAAGUAUCGGAUCAUAUAAUUUCGUAUUAAUGAAAUUCUUCAUUAAAAAUAUUACAGCAAACAUUCUGUUAGGUCCAGAGGCCAUUCAAAUCAGUAUUGCAAAAUUUUCCUGGGGUGCUUAUAAUGAGUUUUGGCUCAAUGAAUAUCAUGGAGUAUUGGAGCUCAAUAAUGCCAUAGAAUCCAUCGUAUACACCGGUGGAGGGACAUACAUAGCAAACGCCUUAAACUACGUUAGGGGAAAUUCCCUUGCCGCUGCAAAUGGAGCGAGAGAUGACUCAGAAAAGGUAAUAAUUCUGAUGACUGACGGAGUUUCGUCUGAUAAUUCGGCAACAAUCGCCAGCACACUCAGGAAUGACGGCGUUCUUGUGGCUUGUGUAGGAAUAGGAAACGGAAUAAAUACGGUUCAGUUGAAUGAAAUCGCAUACAACUCUUCCUACAUAUUCUAUGCUUCUAACUUCAACGUGUUGACACAAAUCAGUGAUACCGUAAGGAGAUCGACAUGUGACCCGACAAACAACGACAACAACUAA